Messenger RNA from Osmia lignaria (orchard mason bee), 3690 nucleotides. Lineage: Eukaryota; Metazoa; Arthropoda; Insecta; Hymenoptera; Megachilidae. The record is from RefSeq and is a predicted model, not a curated record.
AUAAUUUUCAGUGUUACAGCUCCCCCCCUCCCCGGGGAAAGUUCAAAAAUCUUUUUAGGGUCUUUCUUUUCUAAUCAAGGAUAAGCUUUGGCAAAAAUUUCAGAAAAAUCGGAGGGUUGUCGCUUUCGGAAGUACAGUCAAGAAAUCUCCUUGCACCGAACUGUACAUAUUGAACUUGUUCCCAUUCUUAAAUCGGAGCAAUUACUAACCCAUCGCUACCGAGAGUAGUUCUACUCCCAUCAGACCGUGCUCAUUGAUUCAACCGCGUGCAUGGGCGCGCGUGUGUUACUCGGAGCAGCGCGGCGGCGUACAUUCACAAAGCCAGUCUUUCCUGUUUGUUACGCGCGACGCUGAACCAGUGAGCAGCGUGACGCCGAGCCGAGCGGAGAGGAGCGUUAGAAUCCGCGUUGUUGCGCCUUGAUUGCGAGUAAUUGCAUCCACAAUCGCGAUCAGGUGUUCGUUAACAGAUAACGGUUGCCCGUGAAUUCAUUCGUUAGAAAAAGGAAAAAAGAAAUAGGACGUGGCGCGUCUGCAAAUAUAGGCGAACUUGAUAACAGGAAUCUUCAAUUUAACGUUCUAUCAGUGGAUAGUUACCUCUGGGUAAUUAGCAAGGAAUUACAAGUCAAUUGUUGUGUUUGUAAAAAAUUAGCAAUAUUAGUAGUGUUCGUAUUUUAAUUAGCACCAGAUACCAUGUAUACUGAUAAGGUAAAACAAUGGUAAUGUGAAUACUUCGUGUGGAAAUUACAAAUAGGUGACACCUACUAUCAAAAUGAUCAUUGACCGUGAGUUAUCAGAUACGUGAGUGAAACGAACUGUGAAUUCAACAUUUCUAUUUUUAUUACUACAAUAUAUUAUACUAUAUUGUGCUAUCGUGUACUUGAAAUUAGUAAAUUUUCAUGCAAUUACAAAUUCGGGUAGAAACGAGUCUUAUGAGAGGAUUGAUCCCAAAUGUUCUAAAACAUGUUAUUGAAAUUUAUAUAUUUGUAUUUGUAAUAUAAAAAAUUGGCAAGGGUUUAAUGUAAAAUUUGGAGUUACCAUUCGUGUUGCAAAAGAAAUAUUGAAGAUCUGAUGACGGAACUACUUUGAUGUUACACUAAAAGAGCUCGAAAAAGAAUGGAGAUCUUAGGUAUAAAAUUUGCACCGUUGAAUGUGCCGUUGAAACGAAGACUGGAAACGCUGUCAGUCGCGAUAUGGAUCAUUUUGUUGGCUGGUGGAGACUUACUGGGUUACUUGGCCACUGCCUAUAUUCUCUUCUAUACAAAGACCUUACGUUAUUUCAUGCUGCUCUAUUUUAUUUGGAUGUACUAUGACUGGGACACGUGUGAAAAAGGUGGUAGAAGGGAAGUAUUGACCAGAUGGUUGAGAAACUGCACCUGGUUACGGUAUUUCGCCGAUUAUUUUCCCGUGACAUUGGUGAAAACCACGGAUCUAGACCCAAAUAGAAAUUAUUUGUUCUGUUGUUUUCCUCACGGAAUAUUGGCAACGGGAGUUUACGGUGCUUUCGGGACCGACGGUCGCGGUUGCCGAGAAAUGUUUCCGGGUCUGGACAUCCGGGUCGCGAUUCUAGAUCAACACUUCAAGAUCCCUCUGUUUCGCGAGUACGUUUACCUGAACGGCGGUAUCGGCAGCAGUUCAGAGAGUUUAAGCUAUCAGCUGUCGACGAAACCUGAACCACCGUUUACUGGAAAAGCGGUGAUCCUAAUCAUUGGUGGAGCAUCGGAAUCUUUAGAAUGUACACCAGGAAGUUAUCGUCUUCUCGUAAAAAGGAGGAAAGGAUUCGUAAAGCUGGCACUGAAGCAUGGGUCAGCCUUGGUACCAAUCUUCUCUUUCGGAGAAACGGAUAUAUACGAUCAAAUAUACGGUGCCGAGGGUACACGUCUAAAAAAGGUGCAACAUUUUAUACGUAAGGUGAUUGGAAUCGCGCCUGUCCUUCUGAAGGGUCGUGGAUUUUUCCAGUAUUCAUUCGGCAUUAUCGCUCGUCGGAAACCGGUCACCGUCGUUGUUGGUAGUCCAAUGGAGGUGCCAAAGAUACCCGAGCCAACGAAGGAGCAAAUCGACGAGUACCAUGAGAAAUUCAUCAAAAAACUGGUGGAGUUAUUCGAAACCCAUAAGCACAAAUACAUUGAGAACGCAGACUCGAUACACCUCGAGUUAUUAUCGUAAUAAUGAAUCUUGAAAAAUGAAACACAAACUUCAGAAGAUUCCAUCACAACUUAGAAUCAGAUUCGAAAAUUCCUGAUAGAAUUCCAGUACUUGUGAACGACUGUUUGUUUCCAUUCGUCAGUUCGUAGAUUUGUUUAGUAAAUCUGCGUAAGAAAGAACCAAUAGAAUUAAGAAUACGAUAGCGAUAGAGAAUACAUUCUCUCCUUUAAUCCGAAAAUGGUGAUGGCUUUAAGCGAUAUUUGCUCAAAUAACUGAUAGAUAAAGAAUUGUAAAUGAAGGUAGCAUAGAAUUGUAAAUUAGAAAAAGCAAGGGAAACUUGCUUGUUAAAUAUAACGGGUAUAUAGAACUUUUAACCCUCGAAUGGCGAUGGGAAGAGGUCAAUUGUGACCUCUAUAAAAAUAAAAAGGGCAAUAUAAAAGGAGACCCUAUCAGUCAAGUGUAAAAUUAUACUUAAUAUUCAUUCUAUGAUUAAUCCAUGACGAUAAAAUUUUUUUUUAAUUUACUCUUUAAAAUUAAAAUAUUGAAAAUUAUUAAAAUUUUAAGUACUGGAGUAAUGUAACAAAAAAAGUUAGGCACUUGUAGCCAUGAUAAAUUAGAAACACAAGGAAUCUGUUGGACAGGAUUUAUUGAAUUAGGUAGAAUUACAAGUUCAGGGUUUAAGAUACAGUUGCUUCCAUUUAUUUGUGCAAAACAUUUUACAGUGAGCGCAAUGCUUUUAAUUCUCCCGUUCGACAGGCUUCCAGAUAUUAUCGUCUUACCUUGUCCUCUCUCUCGGAUAACAGCAAGCAAAACAGGCCGAGUCGGUCGCGUGCCCUUAAUUUAUAUCCGUUCGUUGCUAUCUGCGAUCGGCGUAAUCAACGAUCACGUUGUCAAGAAUGAAUUUGGCGUUUCCCGCGCUCGCGUUCCGCGUCUCCGCCUCCGGCGAUAGCCAAUAUGUACUCGAAUAUUCGAGUUGAAAAUUCAUCCUCAAGUAAAUCGAAGUUUUACGACGGCUCGAAUAUUCGAGUACAUAGUUCGAUUUUUUCGAGUAGCUCGCUUUUGUUUCAAACAGUUCGAUCAGACCGAUCAUUGUUUGAUUCAAAAUUCGAGUACUCGAAUAAAUCGAGUACUCACACCUCUAAUUGUUACACACUUAAAUUUUUGUAUAAAAAAUUUUCAUAUAUUUAAAAACUGAUAUCUAUGGAAUAAUGUGAUAUUUAAACUAUAAAUCAUAGGGGUUGGGUCGUCAAAGCCAUGGUUCCUCCAUUCGAGGGUUCAACUAAUCGCCAAUUAAGUUUAUAUUGUACUUUAUUAUAAAAAUCAAUACGCAGACACUUACAUAUCCCUGUGAUUGUGCACAUUGCACAUCCGUUGUUUAAUAUAGAAUACUAUCUCCCGUGCGUAACUGAAUGAAUGGGGCUAAUACUACCGCGAGGGUUAAAAUACCCAAGCACCAACCAAUCCUGCGUAAUAUCUGUAUAGAAAGAACAAGAUUCUUGUUCAUCAAUAUGUUCGGAUUAAUUUGUACAAUUUUUAUGUUAAGUUUUA